Acytostelium subglobosum LB1 is the source of this 264-nucleotide messenger RNA. RefSeq lists its product as hypothetical. The record is from RefSeq and is a predicted model, not a curated record. Bases 1 to 264 code for a protein of 87 amino acids. NCBI's taxonomy places the organism in Eukaryota, Evosea, Eumycetozoa, Acytosteliales, Acytosteliaceae. The transcript has 2 exons. Gene Ontology annotation, biological process: mitochondrial respiratory chain complex I assembly.
AUGGCAUCCGGCUUUGGCGCAUUUGGUGGCUCGGGACGUUGUUUCCCCAUCUUCUCUGACUUUGCUACAUGCGUGUCUGAGAAGUCAAUCGAGUUGUGCGAACCAUACAGAUCAGACUACUUUGAAUGUCUUCACAACCUUAAAGAGUACACUGUCAGCUCAGCACCAGAUUACUACAAGGACGAUGGAUCAAGAGCUGCAAGAGUCAGAGAGGCAAUCAGAAGAGUAGAGGAGUACCAACCAAAGGUUGGCAAGGAGUUGUAG